CCCAAAAUUACAAAUCCGUUUCAGUGCAUGAAUUGGAGUAGGAUGGAGAAUGUAAGAGUAAGACAUCCCCACCCACAUUCCUGAUAGAUAUUAUUAUUGGAUGCAAGGUCAUAGUUAUUCUUUCUAGUCUAACUCCAUUUAUUACCUUUGUCUUUUGCAUCCAUUCCUUCUCCAUCCACUCAAGCUAUUUGCCUUCCCCCCUCUACUACUAUCACCUUUUACCACUUAAUUAUCAGCUUUUCAUCAGUCUCUCUCUCUCUCUCUCUCUCUCUCUCUGUUUGUCACUCUCCCCUUGUGACUCACUUUCAAUUAGGGUUUCCUCUUUAGGAGUGCUCCAUCCUUUAACAAAUCUGAGGCUUAUACCUCUCGUUGGCUUAGGCUACUUUGUCGAGAGAGAGAAAAAGAGAACAGCUUCUCAAGGACCUCCAACAAGGGAAAAAGGUACUUCCCUUUUAGUUCAUCUUAUACCAAAGAAACCUACAUCAAAAACAGUGCAGGGAAAAAUGGCAUCAUCCAGCUCUUACAACUCUCCAUGUGCUGCCUGCAAGUUCUUGAGGAGGAAAUGCAUGCCAGGAUGCAUCUUUGCACCUUACUUUCCACCAGAAGAGCCUCAAAAGUUCGCAAACGUCCACAAAAUCUUUGGAGCCAGCAACGUGACGAAGCUCCUCAACGAGCUUCUCCCUCACCAGAGGGAGGAUGCAGUGAACUCCCUCGCCUAUGAGGCAGAGGCACGCGUGAGGGACCCAGUUUAUGGCUGUGUAGGAGCCAUCUCAUUCCUGCAGAGACAAGUCCAAAGGCUCCAAAAGGAGCUUGAUGCUGCAAACGCUGAUCUGCUACGCUAUUCUUACACUGACAUCACUCCAACCUCUCUUUCUGUGCCACCAGGACUUGCUUCAUUUCACCAAGUACCCCAAAGGCAGUUUAGUGCAAGAUUUGGUAACGAAGCAAGUGGGUUUUAUCGCCACCAAUCUGCUGCUACUGCUUUUUCCUUUCCUUAUGCUCUUCCUUGGACUGAUACCUCCUCGGAGGAUAUCAGUGAGGGAGCAGGAGCAGGAGGAGGUAAUUUGUGAAUUAAGUUUGCAGUAUUAACCCUUCUAGGGUUUAUGCUUUUGGAGGCGUGGCCUGCAAUAUUCUGAUGGCGUGGUGUUAUUAUAUGUAUCUAUUAUGGACUAUUGGCUAGCUGUGUAGCCUUAGUUGGACUCUUCUAGUUCUAGCUAUGUGCAUGACUCUAGCUCUCUACCGUGUCUCUUUAAUUUUAUUUGUUGCCUUUGAUGACUUUGUAUUGUUUAAAACUGUAGCCAGGGAGUUAGGUAGUCUUUUUCUUUAGACCCUAAAAUAAGUUGGUAGAACAUGCAUAGUAAUGUAUGUGGCUACUAGACCUCUUAUUGUGUAUUGAUGCAACUCUAGGCAGCAUGUGCAAUGUGAAGUUGAAUUGACAUGUUUCUCUCGGU
Messenger RNA from Glycine soja, 1451 nucleotides. RefSeq names its product protein LATERAL ORGAN BOUNDARIES-like. The coding region runs from base 504 to 1070 and encodes 188 amino acids. The record is from RefSeq and is a predicted model, not a curated record. NCBI's taxonomy places the organism in Eukaryota, Viridiplantae, Streptophyta, Magnoliopsida, Fabales, Fabaceae. The transcript has 2 exons.